Molecule: messenger RNA, 1542 nt
Organism: Aspergillus terreus NIH2624
Lineage: Eukaryota; Fungi; Ascomycota; Eurotiomycetes; Eurotiales; Aspergillaceae
Exons: 3
Coding region: 1-1542 (513 amino acids)
Biological process (GO): transmembrane transport
Molecular function (GO): transmembrane transporter activity
Source: RefSeq, a predicted model, not a curated record
AUGGAAGAGUUGAAACCUGCGACUUCAUACUCCCUCACGAUAAAGGGAGACAUGACCACCAGCACGGUGGUGGAGGAUAUUCCAGGCACGCGACUUCUGGUGGAUGAAAAUGCCACCCACCUGGUUUAUCUGCCCCGGCCGAGUGCCUCGCCGGAUGAUCCGCUCAAUUGGAGCUGGGUGCGGAAGUAUACGUCCAUGCUGCUGGUCUGCUUCUGGGUCGUACUGCUAGGCGGUGCCACCAUCUCGCCCGCGGUCACAUAUGGUCCCCUGAUCCAGGAGAUGGGGGUGACGGUGAACUACCUGAAUAUUGCGGCGGCUGUCGCCUUGCUUCUGUUGGGACUGGGGAAUUUAGUAUUCAACCCAAUCGCCCUCCGAUUCGGACGGCGUCCGGUGUACCUGGCAUCGGCUAUUAUCAGUAUGGUAGCGAACAUUGUGGCGGCGAGUUCGAAGUCCAAGGGCGCCUACAUGGCGGGUCGCAUCGUUCUGGGCUUUGGAGCGGCGCCCUUUGAGCAACUGCCCGCGCUGACCAUCGAUGAUCAGUUUUUCAUCCACCGUCGAGGAUUUGGCCUCUCGUUGUAUGCUUUCGCUCUCAACGUUGGGUCCUUUUUAGGGCCCGUCGCAUCCGGAUUCGUGACGGAGAGCAUGGGGUGGAGAUGGAUGCACUGGUGGUAUGCCAUCUUCCUGGGGCUUUCCGCCGUCCUCAUGUUCCUGUUUCUCGAAGAGUCCGCCUUUGUUCGGCAUACUGAAAACAACCUCCCAACGGUGGAGAGGGAGAGUCCUACCCAGGGACCGCGGAAGAGCAUACUCCACCGCCUGAAGCCCUUGACGCACGUCGAGAGCCCCGUGCCCUUUGUCCAGCUUGCCAUCGGACCCUUCAAGAUGCUUCUGGAACCGAUCGUCUGGUGGUGUGGGAUCACAUACGGAUUCGGCGUGGCGUGGCUCACCAUCAUGGCGUAUGAAUCGAGUACCGUGUUCGGGAACUAUGGUUUCUCCUCGGCUGCUAUCGGCCUCACGAAUAUCGCGCCUUGGGUGGGCGCCUGCUUGUCGCUCUAUGCCGGGGGUGCGGGAACCGAUCGCUUCAUGGUCUGGAAAGCACGCCGAAAUGGGGGCGUCAUGGAAGCCGAAUCGCGCAUCUACUCAGUCCUCAUCGCCGGCCCGAUCAUGUGUGGCGGGCUGGUGCUGUACGGCGCCGGGGCCGCGCACCAAGUCCACUGGAUGGGACCGAUCAUUGGCAUGGCGAUGAUUGGAAGUGGGCUCCCCAUCGCCGGCGAGGUCACACUGGGGUAUGCGAGUGAGAGUUAUCCGUCGCUGGCCGGCGAGGCCACCACCGGGCUGGUGUGUAUCCGGAACGUCAUUGGCGCCGCCAUGACGUUUGGCAUUGGCCCGUGGAUCGAUCGUUGUGGGCUGCAAGAUACCUUUGUGAUCGUGGGGGUGCUGGCGUUUGUGGUGUUCUACUCGGGGAUUCUCUUCAUCUGGAAGGGAAAGGCCUGUCGGAGAAUGGGAGCAAGGCGGUAUCACCAGAUGGUCGCGAAGAAGGAGUAA